AUGGCUAUGGAGUGUUUCAAAUUUGGGCCUAAAGGGUCUGCCCAUGAAGAGGUGCGGCAAGGAUCCAAAAAGUCAUGGGAGCACAUCCUGACCUUGGCAAGGCCCUUGCCGAACGGCAAGGGUCAAUUGGAGACUUAUGUGAGCAUUCCCCUCUUCGGCAAAACAAGAGCCCAAGAGGGCUUGGUGAUCCAUGCCAUUCGGCAAGCAAGCCAAAAGGGCUUUGGUUCUUGGUUUAGGCAAGGGGCCUGGCGGGGCCAUGUGGAGCUGGGUCAAGUACUAGGAUGA
Prunus armeniaca (apricot) is the source of this 285-nucleotide messenger RNA. The record is from the annotation of a GenBank genome assembly. Lineage: Eukaryota; Viridiplantae; Streptophyta; Magnoliopsida; Rosales; Rosaceae.